Lepisosteus oculatus (spotted gar) is the source of this 3722-nucleotide messenger RNA. Its product is annotated as platelet-derived growth factor receptor-like protein. The record is from RefSeq and is a predicted model, not a curated record. NCBI's taxonomy places the organism in Eukaryota, Metazoa, Chordata, Actinopteri, Semionotiformes, Lepisosteidae.
ACUUUCUUGCUCUGCUGGGUCUCCUGACGGGCUGCUGUGAACUUUUUAAUCUUUCACAGUAGCAUUCGGCUCAAGCGCCAAAGAGAAAUCGGCUUUUGAAGGCAAAUAGAAGUGGUGCACGAACUCGGUGUAAAUUUGUCAACCAUGAAGCAGAGGCUGGUUUUAAGCAUAUUGGUGGUCACAACUUUGCUGCUGGAGUUUGUUAACAGCCAAAAAAAUGAAGACAAGGAUCCCAGGCUCACAACAGAGAAAAGGCCAAGGCAGAAAAUCAAACCUGGAAAGGUUGUGGCAAAGAAGGCCAAAGCUGUCAAGCCAAAACUGAAGAUUACACCCACGGUGAAAGUGACUCCGCCCCCAACAGCGCCCCCUGCUGCUCAGUCAGCCCUAACGCAGGUGCUAGAAAAGGGGAAGUUUCAGAAGGUAGGAGACACACUGACUGUGCAGGCAGGACACAACCUGGAGCUGAGGUGCAAAGGCAAGCCUGUCCAGUGGGCUGUCCCCUACUACCUGGAAGAGGAGGACGAAGGCAGGCUCAGGAUCGUUCAGCAUGAAAGAUACGGCACCCUGAUUUUAGCCAAUUCCACGGGCGCUGACACAGGAGAGUACACCUGUUACCCCAUGUACUGUGAGGAGACAGACUGCAGAAGGGAGUAUGACAGAGCUGCCAAAGUCUUCGUCUUUUUCCCAGAUCCCCAGGAGCUGUUUGUGCCCUCGGCGGACUACUACGAAGUCCUACAGCUGCGCUCCAACCGGCCAACCACCCUGGCCUGUCAGGUGACGUCCCCGCUGGCCACGGUCACGCUGCACCGGGAGUUUCCCCCCGAGGAGCUGAAGGUGGACGGGGUCGAGAUCUCCUUCGACGUGAAGAAGGGCUUCACCAUCCACCGGCCCAAACCCCACCACGCCGGCUCCCUUUUCUGCCUGGCCAGCUACCGUGGGCUUCGCCAGACGUCCAUCAAGUACAUGCUCAUUUACGUCAACUACCCUGUCUCCGCCCCCUCUCCUGUGAUUCAUGCCUCGUCUACUUCGGUCCACGUUGGGGAGAAUCUGCAGGUGACCUGCUCCGUGCUUGGAGAGGCAGACAUUGCCAUCGAUUUCACUUGGGAAUACCCUGGACAAAAGAUUGGCAGGCCGCUGUACACUCAGGACGCCACGCACACGGCGCGCUCAGGAGGACAGGCCCGACAGCGCUCCGAGACCGUUCUCUUGGUGGACGAGGUGAGAGCAGUGGACCAGGGAACCUACAGCUGCACCGCGCAGAACCUGGAAGGGUCCACUACAGUCUCCACAAGCGUGACUGUGCUGCCUGCUCGCACUGCCAGAUCCAGACACCGCUGAACUCAACGUUCCCGGCCUGGAUACGAAGCAGAGACAGCUCUGGUCAAACAGCUGUGGCUGUUUACUUAAAUGUGAUAUAUAUAAAUGCUGUAGUACCAGUACUCUGCACUGCCAUGAGGGCUUAUGGAUGGCAGGUAGUAUUGCAGAAAAACUUUCAGAGUAGAAAACGGAGAUGGAUAUAGUGAUCUUUAAUGGCAGCUGCUGCACUGACAAUGACAAUGUUGCGUUUGGAAAUAAACUAAACAAAUAGCUUUCUUAGUUUAUUCAGCAGGUUCACUGUGUAUAGUUUCAAUAUACUGUAUGAUGAACGUGUUUUAUUUCUAAACAAUGGUGAGGAAAUUAGAUUUGACCUGCAUAGUAUCAUUGAUUGGACAGUUUUGGAUUUUUAGCCCAGUCCAGCAUAUUUGAUGAAAAUAAUUUGAAUAAUAUUUACUGUUAAAUUACAGUGUACUUCAGGAAAACAUCAAAAAAAAGUUAUUUUUACAAUAUUUUAGACUUUUUAUAUAUGUAAACCAAAACAUGCUAUAUUUUUUUUUUUAUGAAGGGGGACACAGCACCAAAAAUUCUGUACAUAAUUCAGCCUAAUAUAGAACGUUCUUUCACGUGGUUUGUAUAUGAAUAAAAAUCAAAGUAUGGUCUAAGUAAUUUAUGCUGUAAAUAUUUUAAAACAAUUCAAAACAUGAAUCUGAUGGCUACCAGUAUAAAAUGUUAUUCUAAAGCAUUUUUAUCAAGUUCUCAAAUUUUACCUUCUCUGAUCUUUUACAGAAAAAGUAAGCACUAGAAAUAAACAGAAUAGCUACAUUCAUGCAUGGAACAGUUUAAUCUUGUAUCUCACCUUUUUUUCUAUUUCAAACAUGCAACAAAGUUAAUAGGCCCAUAUAAAGUCAAAACAUUGACCCAACUGCCAAGUCACAAGUUCCAAACCCAGUAAUUAAUUGUGUCUUUGUGUUUGCCAGAGGUUUGUCAGAGCUUUAUUUCAUGUGCAAUUUCAACAUGAAUUUGGCACUUGGAUAGCAGGCUGAAGUUUUGAUUUUACCCAGUUCUAAGUUAAGCAUUAUUAAUCUACAAGGAGAUACAUACUGCCAUUGAUGUAAGAAGUAUUACCAACACUUAAAUAUUUAAUGUAUUACUGCUGUGUGUAAACACUACUAUUUCUUGACUGCAAGUAUGACAACAUGGGAAAGUUUUGGGAAAGCCUGUUUGUUGUUUUAGCAACUACCUGAUCCUAGCACUUCAUCCAGCUUCUUGAAAGGAACUGGGAAAACAUUGCAAAAAGGGCAUGCUUGGAAAGCUUUCUUCUUUAAAUCACACAGCACCCCCAGUGGUACUUAAUUGACAGGUAAGCCUUUGUCCAGACGUAAGCUGAAAACCAUUACGCUCAUACACUUGCGAAAUUCUUGACGAUGUUUAUUUUCCCCUUGACAAGUUGUCAGUUAAAAUGAAAAAGAAAACUAUGUUUCUAUGGCAUGAGUUCAACACAUCCAGAAGAGUGGUUUAGAUAGCACCUGUACUGGGGAAAAAGGCUAACAGUACAGCAACUCGCAUAAAAUAAAGGUGUGUAUUGCUUUACCAGCUAUAGUAACAAUAGCUAACAGCUGCACACAAUUCUAUGAAUUAACACUGCCAACUACAUUUCAGCUAUAAUACAUACAGUCCUGUGAUAAUAACAGGUUCAUUUUCAAAGCUUUUUGCUCUAUACCAAAACAAUGUCCUCCUCACUUGCUGAAAUGGGACAUUAUAGGCAUAAGAAAAAUACAGGCACAAGUAGAAGAAAUUAUUUUUUUUCCCACUUAAACCGUUCUGAAAAAAAUAAGAGUGUAUCUGAAAUGAUAAGGACAUUGUUUUUAGCAAUAGUGAAAAAGCUUUGAAGUGCUCCAGUUACUUGUUUUUAUGGCACCACAAUCAUACAUCAUACGUCAGCUGUUGCUUCUAAAUCGGAUAGGAUCUAUUUAAAACGAUACCUAGAUAUAAGUUAGACAUAUCUUCUAACACACACUACUCGCACUUUUGCACUUAGCAUUUGUGAAAUAAUUUCAAAACAGUGCUCCACAGAAACGAACCAUAGAAAACAAAAUGGCAAGAAAAAAAAUGCACGUACAUUUUAAAAGUGCUUUCUAUAUACACAUUCUCACCCCAUUAAAAUCAAAUAAAAGCAAAUAAAAACAGAUAAAAACACUGGUUAAAAAGUGCACGUGUGCAUCUGAAUACCUCGUGCAGUUUCAGAUUUCCUAAGGUUUGUUAAAAUAUGUGUGCUUAGCUCUUUUUUUUUUUUAUAACCAAAGAUGCCAGUACAGUAUUGAUUUGUUUUUGUUAGCCAUAGUGUUUUGGUCUUUUGUGGGGAAGAAAUUUAAAUGCUGUGACAUUUCUCCCAGGUGUGAAUAAAA